This is a messenger RNA of Biomphalaria glabrata, 1047 nucleotides long. RefSeq names its product neuromedin-U receptor 2-like. Bases 1 to 1047 code for a protein of 348 amino acids. NCBI's taxonomy places the organism in Eukaryota, Metazoa, Mollusca, Gastropoda, Planorbidae. Gene Ontology annotation, biological process: G protein-coupled receptor signaling pathway. The record is from RefSeq and is a predicted model, not a curated record. Gene Ontology annotation, molecular function: G protein-coupled peptide receptor activity. The transcript has 3 exons. Gene Ontology annotation, cellular component: plasma membrane.
AUGGCUACAAAUAUAUCAAGCGCAUUGAAAGAUUCCCCUGACUUUGGGGAGAAUCAGUUAGUCUCCGACGAAGUUACUGAAGUCUUUCUACGCGUGCUCAAUGACGUGGCCGCCCCUGUAUUUUCUUUGUUUGGAAUAGUAGCGAACAUUAUGAAUAUUCUUGUGUACAUCAAACUCGGAGUGAAAGAUCCCUCUAAUCUCAGCUUCCUUACGUUAGCACUGUCCGACCUGUGUGGCCUUUGUAUCGGACUUGUAUUUGAGAUAUCUUGUUAUCCGUGGCUAAACAGCAUCCCAGAUCUGACUUUUGAGCCUAUGUCCGUCGGCUAUCUGGUGGCAGCCUGGCCACGAGCGUAUUUUUCCAGAGUCACUUGCUGCAUCACAGUCUUCAUCACGGUAGAACGCUGCCUCUGCAUCGCUUUUCCUCUAAAAGUGAAGGCGAUUCUGACAUCCACAAGGACAUUGCUGAUUCUGCUGGCGUUAUUUGCUGUCUCCUUUUUGGUCAACUUUGUCUCCAUCUAUACUGGAGCCCUGUAUUUGACGUUCAGGUUCAACCCCGCUCAAAACAGAAGCAUCCUAGUCAUGGGCAUCAGCGACACCUACGACAACAUUAACGUAGUCAACGGCACGCUGAACACUGCCACCUUCGUCUUUCUGUUUGCUGUUCUUAUCACCUCAGCGUCUAUACUGACCAUAGAGCUGAAAAGGAAGACAAAGUGGAGGAGAGAACUGGGAACUGUUCAUCUAUCAAAAUUUCAAGCGCUUUCUAAGAGGGACAAGUCUGUCAGCGUGACCAUUGCCAUUUUGGCUUUCGUUCUGACUUUGACCUAUCUUCCGUUCACCGCUAUCUGUAUUGGAGACAUUGUCAUCGACGGCUUUUACACGCACCGAAACUACAGCAAUUUCUAUGACAUCAUGUUUAUGAUAUCUCUCACCUUUGAGUGCGUCAACUCGAGCUCGAGUCUAUUGGUGUAUUAUAAAAUGAGCUCCCAGUAUAGAAAGACGUUUAAACUGGUCGUUUCAUGUAUUGGACAUUUUCAACAAUUUUAA